AUGGGGACUGGCGAGUCAUUGUAUGCCCCUCUCCAAGGCCACACUGGCUACGUUAACACUGUCGCGAUUUCCUCGGAUGGUAACCGCAUCGUGUCUGGCUCGGAUGACCAGACCGUUCGGGUGUGGGACAUGAAGACUGGCGAGGGAGUAGGUGCCCCUUUCCGAGGGCACACCGGACGUGUUCUGUCUGUCGCAAUCUCGCCUGAUGGCAAACACAUCGUGUCUGGCUCAGAAGACAAGACCAUCCGGGUGUGGGAUGAUUCUUCAAACCCAGUCUCUGUCACCGUGAACGAGGACGGAUGGGCUGUAAGUCCUGAAGGACGGCUUCUUCUCUGGAUCUCACCCAUUUUACACCCGCUGACAUAUGUACCCGGCAACACCCUCGUGAUACCAAAUCAUGCCUCACAGUUUGAUUUACGCUAUCUCGCACACGGUACAUCCUGGCACAUGUGUCGAGGAUAG
Molecule: messenger RNA, 462 nt
Organism: Suillus subaureus
Lineage: Eukaryota; Fungi; Basidiomycota; Agaricomycetes; Boletales; Suillaceae
Product: WD40-repeat-containing domain protein
Exons: 2
Coding region: 1-462 (153 amino acids)
Molecular function (GO): protein binding
Source: RefSeq, a predicted model, not a curated record